AUGGCUUCUAUUGCCCCCGUCAUUGACAUCUCUGGCUACCUUGCCGGCGACAAUAGCCAAAUCCCCAAAAUCACGGCAGAGAUUGACCGUGCCUUUCGCACAACCGGCUUCUUCCAGCUCGUCGGCCAUGGAAUCCCUCAGUCUCAGAUUGACGGCAUGAUCCAGGCAACUGCCGACUUCUUCGCCCUGCCUGAUGAGACCAAGAGAAAGAUUCAUGGCAAGAUGCGAGGCUACCAGUCUCCCGAGCUCCGCGAAUCGCUCUCGUCAUUAGCGAAGGAGGGAUUUUUUAUUGGAAGACAUUUGCCUGGCAGAAACCGGCCUAUCGUGGAGGGCAAUCUCUGGCUAAAGGAGGAGGAGGCUCCUGGAUUCAGAAAAACCAUAGAAGAGUACUUUGCCGCCAUGGAGAAGCUGGCCGUGAUCUUGCUGCGACUCAUUGCGCUGGGUCUAGGACUGGAAGAGACCUUUUUUGAUAACUUUGCAAAACAACCCGAAGGUGCCGUACUCAUGCGAGUCCAUCGAUACCACCCUACUCUGCCCGAAGAGGGCGACGACGUGGUAGGCUUGGAGGCCCACGCGGAUACGUCUGGCGUUACCAUUCUAUACCAGGACGGCAUUGGCGGACUGCAAGUCAAGAAUGAACAGACUGGCGAAUUUGAGACAAUUGAGCCCGUCCGCGAUGCGUUCGUCAUCAAUCUGGGCAACAUGUUUGCCCGCUGGACCAACGACAACUACCUCGCCGCCGAGCACCGGGUUCUGCUGCCCACAGACAAGUUCCGCUACAGCGCCGCGUACUUUAUGGCCGGCUGGCUGGAUCAGGUGAUUGAAUGCCUACCACAGGUGCUCAAGGCCGGAGAGUCGCCCAAGUACGAGACGUGCACGGUGGAGGAGCUGGUGACGAACUUCAGGAAGGAGAUUUACGACAUCCACACGCCGGGCGCCACGGCAUAUGUUACCGUGGAGGAGUCGUAA
Molecule: messenger RNA, 969 nt
Organism: Trichoderma atroviride IMI 206040
Lineage: Eukaryota; Fungi; Ascomycota; Sordariomycetes; Hypocreales; Hypocreaceae
Molecular function (GO): 2-oxoglutarate-dependent dioxygenase activity
Source: RefSeq, a predicted model, not a curated record